ACUAAGGGGUAGAUGCAUCAUCAGGAGGGAGCACAGUAUGAAGAAAGCAGGCAGGCCAGUGGGGAAUAAGGCAGCAAGUGGAGGAGGUAAAGGUGACUCAGUGACGGCCGGAAACUGUGCUGGCAAAAACACUGUUAAGAGCCCUACAUCAGCUUCUCUCUCCAAGGUGAAAAGCAAUGAUGAUCUUCUAGCUGCUAUGGCUGGUAGCAGUGCAGGCACAAACAACAGUGUUGCCAAGGGCAAGAAGUCAACGUCUACUCACUCAACAUCUUGUGGAACAAACACUAAUAACCCUGACACCAAGACCAAAACCACCUCAGGUCCUUCUGGCAAACGGACAACAUCCAUGACCUCCAAGGAGUCGAAUUCCUCUCGAGAGCGUUUAAGAAACUCUAGAAACUCCAGCAGUAAAAAGCAGUCGUCCACUGGUGCUUCAGAUAGAGCUCAGCCCAAGCAUUCCCGUGCACUGGCCCAGACCUCGGACUCGGAGAGCCGCAUGAGCAAAUCAAAGUCUGACGGACAGUUAAGCGAUAAAGUGGCCCUGGAGGCCAAAGUGAAAAAUCUGUUAGGUCUGGCCAAAAGCAAAGACGUGGAAAUCUUGCAGCUCAGGGGUGAGCUGAGGGACAUGAGGGUUCAGCUGGGACUGCCUGAGGAAGAUGAGGAGGAAGAGAGGCCACCUGAGAGAGAGGCGGCUGCAGUGAUCACAGCUGCGGAUGUGGAGUCAACAUUACUGCUCUUGCAGGAGCAGAAUCAGGCCAUCCGUGGAGAGCUUAACCUGCUCAAAAAUGAAAACCGCAUGCUGAAGGACCGCCUCAAUGCUCUGGGCUUUUCCCUAGAGCAGAGACUGGACGGGGCUGAUAAGACCUUUGGCUUUCCCUCCACCAGUCCUGAACUCUCCUCUGGAGGCGCUGGAGCUCAUGGAGACUGCGCCACGGUGGCCUCCUCCGUUGAGGGAUCGGCACCAGGCUCUAUGGAGGACCUCCUGACAGGAGGCCAGCGAAGUGGCUCAACGGACAACUUAGACAGCGAGUCCAGUGAGGUCUACCAAGCAGUGACCUCCAGUGAUGAUGCCUUGGAUGCUCCUUCAGGCUGCGGUUCUUCAUCAUCCUCUGAGUCUGAAGGUGGCCCUCCGGCCUGCCGCAGUUCCUCUCGUAAAGGAAGCAGUGGCAACACCAGUGAGGUGUCCGUGGCGUGCCUGACAGAGCGCAUUCAUCAGAUGGAGGAGAACCAACACAGCACAUCAGAAGAGCUCCAAGCCACUCUACAGGAACUGGCUGACUUACAGCAGAUCACACAGGAGCUAAACGGCGAAAAUGAACGCCUGGGAGAAGAAAAGGUCCUGCUUAUGGACUCGCUGUGUCAACAGAGUGACAAACUAGAGCACUGUGGUCGUCAAAUAGAGUACUUUCGCUCACUCCUGGAUGAGCAUGGUGUUGCCUACUCGGUAGAUGAAGACAUCAAGAGUGGCCGAUACAUGGAGCUGGAGCAGCGCUACGUGGAGCUUGCGGAAAACGCCCGCUUUGAGCGCGAGCAGCUGCUAGGCGUGCAGCAGCAUCUGAGUAACACUCUAAAGAUGGCCGAGCAGGACAACGCUGAGGCUCAAAAUGUGAUCGCAGCACUGAAGGAGCGCAACCAUCACAUGGAGCGACUUCUGGACGUGGAAAGGCAAGAGCGAGCCAGCAUGGCGGCAGUGCUGGAGGAGUGUAAAGCUGCGGUCAACAACGACCAGGCUGAGCUGAGUCGCUGUCGAGUCUUACUCGAGCAGGAGAGGCAAAAGGUUGCAGAACUCUAUUCUAUCCACAAUGCUGGAGAUAAGAGUGACAUCCACCAGCUCCUGGAGGGGGUGAGGCUGGACAAAGAGGAAGCUGAAGCCAAAGCCUCCAAACUACAGGAUGACCUGGGCCAUGCUCGUUCUGAGGUUGCAUGUCUGCAGGACACACUCAACAAGCUGGAUGCAGAAUACAGGGACUUCCAGAGUGUAGUGCAAAAAGAGCUGGCUGAGCAAAAGAGGGCUAUAGAGAAGCAACGGGAGGACCUGCAGGAGAAAGAGACUGAGAUCGGAGAUAUGAAAGAGACCAUCUUUGAGUUGGAGGAUGAAGUGGAGCAGCACCGAGCCGUCAAACUUCAUGACAACCUCAUCAUCAGCGACCUGGAGAAUUCGAUGAAAAAGCUUCAGGAUCAGAAGCAUGACAUGGAGAGAGAGAUAAAGAUCCUGCACCGCAGACUCCGGGAAGAGUCUGCAGAGUGGCGUCAGUUUCAGGCAGAUCUGCAAACUGCUGUGGUCAUUGCUAAUGACAUCAAAUCAGAGGCUCAAGAGGAGAUUGGUGACUUACGGCGCCGCCUGCAAGAAGCCCAAGAGAAGAAUGAGAAGUUGGGCAAAGAAAUAGAGGAAGUUAAAAACCGCAAGCAAGAUGAAGAGCGUGGUCGUGUGUAUAACUACAUGAACGCUGUGGAGAGGGAUCUAGCUGCGCUCCGGCAGGGUAUGGGAUUGAGUCGACGACCGUCCACAUCCUCCGAACCAUCGCCCACCGUUAAAACUCUCAUCAAGAGCUUCGACAGUGCCUCACAGGGUCCUGGAGCUAACGCUACUGCUGUCGCUGCCGCCGCCGCUGCUGCAGCAGCCGCUGCUGCUGUCACCGUCACAAGCACAACACCUACAGCCCCUUUACCCAGAACACCUCUGAGUCCCAGCCCAAUGAAAACCCCACCUGCUGCUGCCGUCUCACCCAUACAGAGACACUCCAUCACUGGCUCCAUGGCUGCCGCAAAGCCUCUCUCCUCACUUGCAGACAAAAGACCCAGUUACACAGACAUCAGCAUGCCAGCUGAGCAUCUACUCAGAGCAGCCAACAGUCGUCCAGCUUCAGCUCUUCAGAGAGUCUCAAAUAUGGAUACAUCAAAGACCAUCACAGUAUCUCGGAGAAGCAGUGAGGAGCCGAAGCGGGAUAUCAGCACUCCUGAUGGAGGUCCGGCUUCCUCUCUGAUAAGCAUGAGCUCUGCUGCCGCGCUGUCCUCUUCUUCCUCUCCCACAGCCUCCGUCAACCCCACUGCACGAAGCCGCCUUCGAGAGGAGCGAAAAGACCCUUUGUCAGCUUUGGCUCGAGAGUAUGGUGGUUCCAAAAGAAAUGCACUGUUGAGGUGGUGUCAGAAGAAGACUGAGGGUUAUCAGAACAUUGACAUUACUAACUUCAGCAGCAGCUGGAAUGAUGGACUUGCCUUCUGUGCUGUCCUUCACACGUACCUGCCUGCUCACAUUCCCUACCAAGAGCUCAACAGUCAAGACAAGAGACGAAAUUUCACCCUGGCCUUCCAAGCAGCAGAAAGUGUGGGCAUCAAGUCCACUCUGGACAUCAAUGACAUGGUCCAUACAGAAAGACCGGACUGGCAGAGUGUUAUGACUUACGUCACCUCCAUCUACAAGUAUUUUGAGACCUGAGCACAUGUCCAUUCACAAACUGCCACACCCAGUGCAACAGAUUUCCGCCAACUAACCCGAGUUCAACUCUCCACCAUAUCAUCCAUGCCUAACCCUAGCACAAAGUCACAUUACGUUACACCCCCAUCACAAGGACAAAUUCUGUUAGCGUAUACUGAUAUGAUACUUUGAUUUUGGAUCUCAGCCGCUAACCCAGAAUGAGUUUGCCUUGAUAAUGGAGCUUCGGCUCACUGUUUGAAGACUCUUAACACUACAGACUAUACAUGGAAUUCUUGGUGUGGAUGAUCUGAGUCUGUGGAUUUGAAGUCAGUCGGACACGCUUGCGACCCCGUGCCUUUCGUCACCCUGAGUUCUUGCGUCCAGACAGCGUUUGGAGCAAGUCCUUCACCUUAAUUCACAACCGUGCAACACGAGCGAGACGUGCGGAUUGCUCAAAGCAGUGCCUGAUGGAAAGAAGCACUUCACUAGAGGAGAAUCGUACAAUAUAUAGCACACGAGAUUAGUAGCUUGAAAU
Danio rerio (zebrafish) is the source of this 3950-nucleotide messenger RNA. It is a transcript of the gene specc1la, whose product is annotated as sperm antigen with calponin homology and coiled-coil domains 1-like a. The record is from RefSeq and is marked provisional. NCBI's taxonomy places the organism in Eukaryota, Metazoa, Chordata, Actinopteri, Cypriniformes, Danionidae. Gene Ontology annotation, cellular component: spindle; cytoskeleton; gap junction.